AUGUCUCCCCCCUCCCCACGGGUUGAACUUGUGCUCGUUUUUUAUUACAAUCGCACGCCGAGCCAGCGCGGCAUUUUUGCACCUAAAUUUAGAGUGGGAAAUUUUCGACGGGAAGAGACAGUUUUUCUCACCGCAAACGAUGGGAGCAGGGAGGAUGUCGCCGAUAACGCCCUGAGCCAGGACCUGGACCUGAAAGACGCCCUGGAUGAAAUCACUACAGAACGAGGAGGUGAGAAAAGCGUAACGAAACCUCCGGGACGUGUCACCACCACAACCAAAGCCACAGCAAAGCCCAAACCCAACCCAGAUCUUACCCAGGACGACUUUGCUGCUACAAUCCGGCCAGGCCUGCUACCCCGCACCACCCCCAAAGCGCCCAGAACCACCAGCCCACCUCCCAGGCACCAGCCGGACUCAGAUGGCCUGGACCUGAUGGAUGCUCUGGACCCCAAAAAUGACAUCCGCCCGAAGGACAAAAAAGGGGGAAACGAUGGAGAGUUCACAGAUAGCGACCUCGACGACAUUGACAACUACAAACCUGACAAAGGCAAAGGAGGAAUUAGAGACUCGACAGACUCGGAUGACAACUACGGCACAGUUCCGGAGACGGCCACCAUCGCGGGCAUCGCGAGUGCGGUUGCCAUGGCGUUCGUCGGCGCUGUGACCAGCUACAUCUCCUACCAGAAGAAGAAGCUGUGCUUCAGUAUGCAGCAGAGCCUCAAUGCCGAGGUGGCCAAAGGUGAGAACCCUGAGGCUGUGGUAUCCCAGGAGCCCCAAGCCCAGCAGACGUUGCUGCAGUCCCCCAAUGCGGAGCCCCCUCAGGAGUGAGAACAAACGGUAAAGAACGACAAUACACACCCCUCCAACACGGAUCUACCCACCCUGCCCACAGCCCCAUCCGCAGACUAUACGUUCAUCUCUACUCCACCCUUCCACACCGACGACAUGCCCCUUUACAGUUUAACGAAAAACGCCGGACUGACCAUCUUCAUCUGUAGUCAACGCCUCCUACCUAAGGAUGCUCCUGGAAAUUUAGGAAGAGAUGCCCGUCUCCAUUGUGUUGUUUGGUCUUUAGAAGAUAAUCGAAGAACUACGACGCGUGCGAUAAAUUGCUGUUGUUGAACAUCCGGCUUAUUAGUGAGCUCAGAUUUGGAAGUGACCCUUGUAGGAGUCAUAACCAGAUCUGAUGUCACACUGCACAGCUGUCUGCUCACCCUCUGUAUGUACCAUUAUGAUAAGUGAGUGUUGCGAUUCACGUCCAUAAUUCUUCCACUACACCGACUGGGACAUUAUAUUUAUUGCCGUUUUUUUUUCUCUUUGGGGAAUGUGUAACUUUGUGUGUGUGUGUUUGUGAUGGGGGGGUCAUCUUUAGACCCCUGUUGAGCCAAGGUGGAGGGGUGGGGGAGGGGGGCUAAUAUUGCUGUUGCUGUUGUGUUAAAAGUCACUGUAACUUAUCAGUCUCUGCCGCUGUCCCCCCACCCCACGGUUAAAAUUCCAUGUCUGUGCCGCCGGGAAGUUCCAUGCUUUACUGCUGAAAUCAAUAAGAUUCGACUGUUGUGUGCGUUCGUUUGGAAAAAAAUGAGGGGGGGGAUUCUGAAAAUGUGACCGUUACAAUUGUAGCCCUUCUGAAGUGUUUUUACGAUCUAUUUUGUCGAGUUUAGUGGUCUUCAGUGCCGUAUCCCACCCGGAGCCGCCGAAACACACUGCUUUCUGCAUUCGCCGCUAUGGGCAGCGAUAGACCACAGACCCAUAUGAAACAGCAUCGCUGCAGAGCACUGGUCACUGUUGGAUGAUGUAGUCAUAACAAAUUACAUCCUUUUUAGACUUUGUACAGGUUAUCAUUUUGGACUACAUGUCAAGUGUGACAGUGGAAAUGAAGGAAUACACCUCUACCAGCAGACCAGUCUAUAGUGAUACUCUCGUCAGGCCAUCGCUGAAUGUCACGUUUUUUCUAUAGCUUUCUAUACCUACGUUAGUGAAGUGUGUGAAACCGUAGCAAUUAGGAUGUGAUAUUUUGUGCAUUGCCGUGUAGGCGUCGUCCCCCGAGAGGGAUACUGUGUGCGUAUAGUUGCAAAGCGCUUACUUUGUUUGUGGACGCGUAGCUCCCCACCCCUUUCGCUGUAGUCCGCGAGCGCUCGCUGUCCAAGUGCCCUUCUGCGCCGCUCUUCUCAUCCACACCCUCUUUUAUUUCCCAGUGAAGAGCCUGUAUUUAGGAGACCUCGGGCUUCCUGUGCGAAACCCGAAAGCUUAAUUUACAUCUAUACACAGCCGGCCUCGAAACCAAAGAUGUGGAAGGAAAGGGCUGUGCCAGCGUGAGCUCUUCUGCAUUGACAGUCUCUCUUCCGACGGUCUUCGCUGAGACGGGGUCUUGGAGCAGGUACCCGUUCGGGCACGUGGCGCGUUUCGUUGAAUGUUCCUCUACCAACAGCCUUCACGUAGGACACCUUGAACAGGUGUGGGUGGGGAACUCCAGCUUUGCCUGUGAGUGUUUUGCAAGACGGGGGGGGAAAAAAAAAAAAGCUGUGGACUGUGCAUGCUUACAGUAUAUAGUUUGUACAUAAGUAGGAGCAUAUUCACGUUACUCUUCGAACCCGGUUGACAAACCGAGCUUUGCGAUUUCAAGUAGACUUACAUUUUCAGCUCAGCUGUUCAGAUUUGUCUUCAGUGCAUGUUCUUUGCAGUCACGGUCACAUCGCCUUAUUGGAUGUAGCAGAAGGAGGAAGCAAGGGGGAAGAGGGGCCCAGUAGAGGAUGACAAGUGCUGUCCUGCCACUUGGUGCUCAAGUCAAUGCUUUAAGUCUUACCCUCACCUUACCCCCUUUUUCAGUAGCAACGCCUUCCUAGAUGUUCCUUCCAGUGCCUCUAAGCCCUAGAGUAGGGAGAUCUGACGUGACACGAAACGUUUUUUAAAGCUUAAACUUGCUGGCUUUUGAUCUGAACGUGUGAGCAAAGCGUAUGCGCGCGUUUCCUACACUACCGACCGCCGUUCCCAAUUCUUAAAUAUCCGUUGUCAACUUCACACGUGUACUGUACUGACUUGACAGUGGAAACAUUUCAACCCAAUAAAAUUACACAUUGAAAAA
Messenger RNA from Scleropages formosus (Asian bonytongue), 3082 nucleotides. Its product is annotated as CD99 antigen-like protein 2. The transcript is spliced from 12 exons. Bases 1 to 828 code for a protein of 275 amino acids. The record is from RefSeq and is a predicted model, not a curated record. NCBI's taxonomy places the organism in Eukaryota, Metazoa, Chordata, Actinopteri, Osteoglossiformes, Osteoglossidae.